AGGAGGAGUUGUAAGAAAGCAAAGCAAAGAAAGGGAAAUGGCAAUAACUCUUAACAAUGGCUUCGAAAUGCCAAUAAUGGGGCUUGGAGUUUGGCGUAUGGAGAAUAAUGAAAUCAAAGACCUCAUUAUCAACGCCAUUAAAAUUGGUUAUCGCCAUUUUGACUGCGCCGCUUAUUAUAAAAGUGAGGCUGAAAUAGGUAAGGCACUAGUAGAAGCGAUACAGAGUGGACUUGUGAAAAGGGAAGAACUUUUCAUUACCUCAAAGCUAUGGAACUCAGACCAUGGACAUGUUCUUGAGGCUUGCAAGAACAGCUUAAAGAAGCUUCAACUAGAAUAUUUGGAUCUAUACUUGGUGCACUUCCCAAUGGCCACAAAGCAUACAGGAGUGGGCAAUACUACUAGUAGUGAGUUAGCUGAAGAUGGAAUGUUGGACAUUGAUACAACUAUAUCUUUAGAAACCACUUGGCAUGCCAUGGAAGAUUUGGUUUAUGCAGGUUUAGUUCGCAGUAUCGGAAUCAGCAACUAUGACAUAUUUACGACAAGAGAUUGUUUGGCAUACUCAAAAGUGAAGCCUGCUGUGAACCAAAUUGAAACACAUCCUUACUUUCAAAGAGAAUCUCUUGUCAAAUUUUGCCAAAAGCAUGGGAUUUGUGUCACAGCUCAUACUCCUUUAGGGGGCGCUGAUGCAAAUCCUCAACUUUUUGGUACAAUUUCUUGUCUCCAAGAUCCUCUUCUUCAGGAACUCGCGGAGAAAUAUGGGAGGAGCCCUGCUCAAAUUGCCCUAAGAUGGGGGAUUCAAAGGAACACAGCGGUAAUACCAAAGACUUCAAAACUGAAGAGAUUGGAAGAGAAUUUGGACGUUUUUUAUUUUAAGCUUACAAAGGAGGAUAUGGAUCUCAUCAAAACUAUUGACAAGAAAUAUAGAACCAAUCUCAUAUCAACACUGGCUUGGGGCAUGGAUAUAUAUGCUUAACUCACUAUAAUUUAAUUAUUAUGUGAUUAACAUAUAUAACUAAGUGGUUAUGAAAAUAUUUCUACCCAAGUAUUUUUGGUCGCCCAAGUGAAAUGAAUAAGUGUUGGUAUUUAGGUUGUGAACUUUUGGACUGUUGCAUGUGAAAAUGUUCAAAUAUUUAUAUUAUAAGAUCGAAUUGAUGAUGUA
Benincasa hispida (wax gourd) is the source of this 1159-nucleotide messenger RNA. RefSeq names its product NADP-dependent D-sorbitol-6-phosphate dehydrogenase-like. Lineage: Eukaryota; Viridiplantae; Streptophyta; Magnoliopsida; Cucurbitales; Cucurbitaceae. The record is from RefSeq and is a predicted model, not a curated record. Gene Ontology annotation, molecular function: aldose-6-phosphate reductase (NADPH) activity.